Messenger RNA from Passer montanus (Eurasian tree sparrow), 2496 nucleotides. RefSeq names its product mucin 13, cell surface associated (gene MUC13). NCBI's taxonomy places the organism in Eukaryota, Metazoa, Chordata, Aves, Passeriformes, Passeridae. The transcript has 14 exons. The record is from RefSeq and is a predicted model, not a curated record. The coding region runs from base 81 to 1364 and encodes 427 amino acids.
CCUUAAAUGAGCUGACGCCAGAAGAGAAAGGCACUUUCUCUUAGGCUUAGCAGCAAGUGGCAGCAGCAGCAGAAGUGGCAAUGAGACGCUCUGUGCUCUUCGCUGUGUGCCUCGGCCUGGUGCUGAGCCUUCUGAAAGAAGCCCCUGCUGAAACAUCUGCUGGCACAACAAUGACGCCAAGCUCAAUACCUGCAGAAUACGGUACUGAAAAUGGAAUAGGUCCCGACCCACCAGAGAUGCCAACCUCAGAAGGUACAGAUAACAGUGCUGUAAAUGGAACAGAUCCUGCCCCAACCUCAGCACCUGCAGUGGACUUCUGCCGUGGAGAUCCUUGUGGAAGUUCAGCUACCUGUAUUUCCUUACAAAGCAAUUAUACCUGUGUGUGCAAAUAUGGAUACUACUACAGCAAUAAGAGUUGUAGCAAAGGGCAAAUAUACCCAGCCACUAUUACAGUGAAUGCAUCUUAUAGUGAAAAUCUUCAAUUUGUAAAUUCCACAGAGUAUCAAGAACUGUCCAACAAAUUAUCAGCCUUUUUUAAGGAGGCCUUCAAAGGUCUAACAGACUAUGAAGAAACUGUCAUCGUGAAAAUUCAACGUCCAGGUGAAAGCAGAAAUGCUGCUCCAGGACUGAAUGUAGCAGUGACAAACCUGUUCAGGAAGAGCUCCGAUGCAACUGCGGCCACUGUUAGCGCUGCAAUAGAAAAGGCAAUCAGGAAUGACCGGUCCUUGGUUGAUUCUUAUGAGGUGGCAACACAUUGUGAUAUUUAUGGAUGUGAUCCUAAAACCACAGUGUGUGAAGGGGAAGAUUUUCCAGAAUGCAAAUGCAAACCUGAUUUAGAAAAAACACAAGGGGAUGAUCGUUCUUGUAAAGUUUGCAGUAAAACCUGCUCUGCAAAGAAUCGCAAGUACUGCAUACAAGAAGAAGGGGGUCAAACAUGCAAAUGUAUGAUUAACUUUAAAAAUCAGGAUGGAGAAUGUGUGGCUUGUUCAGUGGGCUUCUCUGGGGAGGACUGCACUGACAAUAGUGAACUCAUCCUUAUAAUAGUGGGCACAGUGUUUGGAGCCAUUAUCCUGAGUUUAGUGAUAGCAGUCUCUGUUAUUUCAGUCAGAGCAAAGCACAAACAAAAUCCAGAGAAGAGGAGCCUGAUGAAGUCAGGGUAUUCUGACAUUAAUGCCUCUGAAGACAGACCAAGCAUGUUCCCCAGGGUGCAGACCACUUCUGGCCAUGCAAACCCAGGAUAUCAGCCCAACAACCCCUAUGAGAUGCGUUCUGCACAUAGAGAUCGUUUUCCAGAGAGGGAUUAUGAUGAUUUGUACGAAAUGUCACGGGAGCCCACGGGCUUUAGGACACAGAGCAGAUACUGAGUGAGCAGAGCAGCAGAAGGAUGGACGACCACCACAACACUGGAUCAGAGCAAGGAGUUUCACAGCCUCUCACCAAUGCAGUUACUUCAGCAGAAGAGACAACAACGACCUUAACCCCAGAUUCUCUCAAGGUUUUCUAGAGAAAGAUUCUUGCUUGAAAGAGAUCAACUUUAAAAUAAGGGAAAAAUGUUAGGGAGUAGGGUGAAGAAGAGGACUUCUUUUAAAAGAACUAAUGUGCUCCAAUAAACAUUAGGCUUCUUCAAAGAGGCCAGUGCAUUGGCAAGAGAGUGAAUGUAGACAAGAUACCAGGAUUCUAACCCUGCUGGUUUUCAGUUCUUCUGGAAGACGGUCCAGGCAAUAUUUGUGAUGCUGAAAAAGAUCAGUACCCAGAGCUUCACUUGGAUUUGUGCUCACUUAAUUUGAACUACAGCUUUGGGACAAUGAAAACUGUUUUUCAUGAGAAUCUGACGUGUUUCACUUUAUGAUAUUAGAUACAGGUUUUUUCACCCUCCUCAACCCCCAGUAUUUGUCACCUGAAAGCAUUCUGUUCAGUUCUCUGCUGACAUGGGUUGUGAGAGACAAUGGCACUUGUCUGACCUUUUCCACAGUCUUCUUUCCCAAUACAAUGGCAAGAUACAAUAUCUCCAAACAAACACUAUUCUUCUUCAUCUUGCAAAACUGCAUUGAUUUUACAUUUUUAGCUCCUGUGGAAAGUGUUAGCAUUUUUCUUUCUUCUGCAGUCUUUAUGUUUGAAUGAUAAUAAGCUUGGUGUUUGGGUUGGUUUGGUUUUUUUUUUAAUUUCUUACAUACAGUCAAUAAACCUGUCUGUAAAAGAAUUUGUAUUUUACUGAGUGUGCAUUAUCUGUUGACUGGCAUUAACAUUAUAUUUAUAUAAAAUACUUAUAUGCACACAUAUGUACAUAUAUUUAUAGAUUACAAUCAUUUAAAGAAUCAUUUAAUUCUGUUGUAUUUUGUGAUUUGGUUUUUAUAUGUGCAGAUUAACUUUUCCUAUUAAACAUUAUUUUUUUCUCAGUACCAAGGCUUUCUUAUGCUCCUGCCAGUGAUUUAAGUGUUUUUUAAAACUCCAGAGACUGUUUUAUGUUAAAAUUUAUGCAUAGUUUAGACACAAGUG